This is a messenger RNA of Salvelinus fontinalis (brook trout), 9673 nucleotides long. RefSeq lists its product as uncharacterized. The transcript is spliced from 4 exons. Lineage: Eukaryota; Metazoa; Chordata; Actinopteri; Salmoniformes; Salmonidae. The record is from RefSeq and is a predicted model, not a curated record. The annotation marks the transcript as partial.
GUCGGUGGGGUCUAACAGAUCAUCCAGUCCUAUCCAUAGAGAUUCCCCACCUGGUCAGCCUCAAGCCCAGACACGGACACAGAGACAGAAACACAGCAGCAGCAUCUUCAAGCCUCCUCCCCAAAAUCAACACCCUCCUGGACAGCCCUACCCCUCCCACAGCCUGCGACGACUACCCCAGUGCUCCCCUGUUCACCUCAGUCACCCCGUCCCCCUGUCCCCUACGUCAGCCCCUGGACCAGGACAGCCCAGACCACCUAUUCCCCCUCCUCACCGAGCCCUGCCUCCCCAUGGCCAAGGACAUGGCCACAGCCACACCCAGGCUCCGCCCAGAGGGGCGUCGUUUCGCAGUGUGCCACAGCACCAUAACUCCUGCAGGAUGGUCUUGGAUUUGGAGAAGCCUAGUCCCCCCCAGAAACCCCUACCUGCAGACCCCCUGGGCAGGAAUAUCCAGAAGCCUCUACCUGCCGACCCCCUGGGCAGGAAUAUCCAGAAGCCUCUACCUGCCGAUCUCCUGGGCAGGAAUAUCCAGAAGCCUUUACCUGCCUACCCCCUGGGCAGGAAUACCCAGAAGCCUUUGCCUGCUAACCCUAACCCUAACUCCCCCGGAAGGAGUGGUAAUCUGAUUCGUAGCCCCAAUGCCGUCGGAGUCCCCAUCCCUGUACCUGUCCCCGGUGUCCCCAUCCCUGUACCUGUCCCCGGUGUCCCCAGGCCGCUGAGACCUGUUCCACACCACAACAGAUCUGUUCCUAAGCAACCCCCAACACUACCUAAGCCUCGUAUGAUCGUCCACGCCAAGUUCAGCAGCUGAGAGCAGCUGGACUAAACUGAAGGGAAUUUAAAGGACGUUCUUUCUGUAAGACGAUAAAGACAUUUCACUUGCACUAUGAAACCUUAAGAUGUGGUGUCUCUGAGUUUUGAAUAAUCGGGGACGGACCGUUGGGGCGGUUGGUGUGUCAGCGAGUCAGUUCCCCUCCGUUGGUGCUCUGAUGUCAGAGGUGCUAUAGGUCUGAGCUCAGGUACAUGUAUGUAAAGUAUUUAUGUUUUGUGUAUUUAUUAAUUAGUUACCACACAGUGCACUGUGCCAGACACUUGGGAUGUAAUUUGUAGUCUUUGUUUAUUUUAAAUUUGUUUUCUACUGUUUUAGCCAUUUGAUUUCAAUCAUGGGGAUAUUUUAAUCUGUUUUGAUGGACAGGAAGCCAGGUGAAAGGUCCAACUUAACAAAGCCUGUCUCUGGAGGUCUGGGAAGUUGUAAAGACCUGAACAUGGCGUUCAAUGAAAUGGAUUCAGAACAAAGGGAAAGACAUCUACAAACAUCAGAAAGGGCGACUUUCAUCCGCACUUGGGUUGACGGACUUGGGUUGACGGACUCGGGUUGACGGACUCGGGUUGACGGACUCGGGUUGACGGACUCGGGUUGACGGAUGACGCCACCUGCUGUAAGACAACGGCAUCACUGGUAAAUCCUGCCGCAGGUCUUCCUCCAUCCAGUAUACAGCCAGCUGUUUCUCCCUCUGUGACCGUACUAUGUAUGCACUGAUGCUGAGAGACUGAGCCCUGAGGAACGCCAAUAACAACCUUUCACCAACCUUACAACAACCAUACACCAACCUAACACCAACCUUACACCAGCUAUACACCAAUCUUUCACCAACUAUACACCAACCUUUCACCAACCUUACACCAUCUAUACACCAAUCUUUCACCAACUAUACACCAACCUUUCACCAACCUUACACCAGCUAUACACCAAUCUUUUACCAACUAUACACCAACCAUACACCAACCUUACACCAACUAUACACCAAUCUUUCACCAACUACACAUCAACCUUUCACCAACCUUACACCAGCUAUACACCAAUCUUUCACCAACUAUACACCAACCAUACACAAACCUUACACCAACUAUACACCAAUCUUUUACCAACUAUACACCAACUAUACACCAACUAUACACCAACCUUACACCAACCUUACACCAAUCUUACACCAAUCUUACACCAACUACAGUGCCUUACAAAAGUAUUCAUCCCCCUUGGCGUUUUUCCGAUUUUGUUGCAUUAUAACCUGUAAUUUAAAUUGAUUUUUAUUUGGAUUUCAUGUAAUGGACAUACAGAAAGUAGUCCAAAUUGGUGAAGUGAAAUGAAAAAAAUAACUUAAAAUAAAAAAAAUCAUAAAAAACUGAAAAGUGGUGUGUGCAUAUGUACUCACCCCCUUUGCUAUGAAGCCCCUAAAUAAGAUCUGGUGCAACCAAUUACCUUCAGAAGUCACAUAAUUAGUUAAAUAAAGUCCACCUGUGUGCAAUCUAAGUGUCACAUGAUCUGUCACAUGAUCUCAGUAUAUAUACACCUGUUCUGAAAGGCCCCAGAGUCUGCAACACCACUAAGCAAGGGGCACCACCGGGCAAGCGGCGACAUGAAGACCAAGGAGCGCUCCAAACAGGUCAGGCACAAAGUUGUGGAGAAGUACAGAUCAGGGUUGGGUUCUAAAAAAAUAUCAGAAACUAUGAACAUCCCACGGAGCACCAUUAAAUCCAUUAUAAAAAAAUGGAAAGAAUAUUGCACCACAACAAACCUGCCAAGAGAGGGCCGCCCACCAAAACUGACGGACCAGGCAAGGAGGGCAUUAAUCAGAGAGGCAACAAAGAGACCAAAGAUAACCCUGAUGGAGCUGCAAAGCUUCACAGCGGAGAUUGAAGUAUCUGCCCAUAGGACCACUUUAAGCCGUACACUCCACAGAGCUGGGCUUUAUGGAAGAGUGGCCAGAAAUAAUCCAUUGCUUAAAGAAAGAAAUAAGCAAACACGUUUGGUGUACGCCAAAAGGCAUGUGGGAGACUCCCCAAAAAUAUGGAAGAAGGUACUCUGGUCAGAUAAGACUCAAAUUGAGCUUUUUGGCCAUCAAGGAAAAUGUUAUGGCUGGCGCAAACCCAACACCUCUCAUCACCCCGAGAACAACAUCCCCACAGUGAAGCAUGGUGGUGCCAGCAUCAUGCUGUGGAGAUGUAUUUCAUCGGCAGGGACGGGGAAACUGGUCAGAAUUGAAGGAAUGAUGGAUGGCGCUAAAUACAGGGAAAUUCUUGAGGGAAACCUGUUUCAGUCUUCCAGAGAUUUGAGACUUGGACGGAGGUUCACCUUCCAGCAGAACAAUGACCUUAAGCAUACUGCUAAAGCACCACUUGAGUGGUGUUGAAACCAGCAGGGAAAAAAGCAAUCCGCCUCCUAUAUUUCAUCUACAAUGAAACAGUCAAACCCCCAGGUUCCCAGGCCUAGUUAAAGCCCAGACCUCAAUCCAAUUGAGAAUCUGUGGUAUGACUUAAAGAAUGCUGUACACCAGCGAAACCCAUCCAACUUGAAGGAGCUGGAGCAGUUUUGCCUUGAAGAAUGGGCAAAAAUCCCAAUGGCUAGAUGUGCCAAGCUUAUAGAGACAUACUGUGGAUGGAAUUUAUAUGUUUAAAUGAAUGAUUAGAAUAUUCCACCCUGAAACUAUAUAAUUGUAUGUAAUUGAUUAGAAUCAUCAAAUUAUUAUUAAUGAUGUGUGUAGUCUUAGUCAGUAAAAUUACAAUUAAUUAUGUGUGUAGUUUUAGUCAGAAUUAGAGUAAAACAAUAUAUCUGUAUGUAACCGAUGUGAAAUGGCUAGCUAGUUAGCGGUGGUGAGCGCUAAUAGCGUUUCAAUCGGUGACGUCACUCGCUUUGAGACCUUGAAGUACUGGUUCCCCUUGCCCUGCAAGGGCCGCGGCCUUUGUGGAGCGAUGGGUAACGAUGCUUCGUGGGGUGACUGUUGUUGAUGUGUGCAGAGGGUCCCUGGUUCGCGCCCGGGUCGGGGCGAGGGGACGGACUAAAGUUAUACUGUUACAUGUACAAUAUGUCUCUAUAGUAUCUUAAACAGACUGUCUGAGCAAGAUUCGGUGCCGACCUUGGCUAGGGGCCACAGAGAGAUUUGAGGGAGGACAGGAAGUGCUUCUCACGGUCCCUAAUCUUUGUCGGCUGGGUAUUGAUAAAGUAUGUCAGCAGCAUACCACCCUGCAUACCACUGCUGGUUUGCUUCUGAAGCUAAGCAGGGUUGGUCCUGGUCAGUCCCUGGAUGGGAGACCAGAUGCUGCUGGAAGUGGUGUUGGAGGGCCAGUAGGAGGCACUCUUUCCUCUGGUCUAAAAAAUAUCCCAAUGCCCCAGGGCAGUGAUUGGGGACACUGUCCUGUAUAGGGUGCCGUCUUUCGGAUGGGACGUUAAACGGGUGUCCUGACUCUCUGAGGUCAUUAAAGAUCCCAUGGCACUUAUCGUAAGAGUAGGGGUGUUAACCCCGGUGUCCUGGCUAAAUUCCCAAUCUGGCCCUCAAACCAUCAUGGUCACCUAAUAAUCCCCAGUUUACAAUUGGCUCAUUCAUCCCCCUCCUCUCCCCUGUAACUAUUCCCCAGGUCGUUGCUGCAAAUGAGAACGUGUUCUCAGUCAACUUACCUGGUAAAAUAACGGUAAAAUAAAAUAAAAUAAAUAAAAAUGUGCGUAGGAUACCUACUGUUUGUGUGCAAAAGUAUGUGCGUAAGGAGCUAGUAUAAAAUGAACGGUUUUGUACAACGAAGGAGCGCGCCCGUGAAUAAACAUUUUGACCAUCAUAGCUGGGGCCUCCGUCUGUUUCAUUCGACCAGUAUCUUACAAAUCCUGGGUUGCAGACGGAGUAGUUAAUUGAUUUGGGUUAUGUACCUGGAGAACAUAAUUCUCGUGACACGAGAAGAGACGUGCAGCUGUAUCUGCUGCAAAACGUGGCUCUACAAAGUAGUAGUUGCGCACACUCAAGUUUUCAUUUGUUUUGUCUUAUUUCUUGUUUGUUUCACAAUAAAUAAGAAUUUGCAUCUUCAAAGUGGUCGGCAUGUUGUGUAAAUCAAAUGAUACAAACCCCCACAAAAAAUCUAUUUUAAUUCCAGGCAAUAAAAUUGGAAAAAUGCCAAGGGGGUGAAAACUUUCACAAGCCGCUGCACACACCAACCUAACACAAACCUGACAACAACCAUACACCAACCAUACACAAACCAUACAGAAACCAUACACCAACCUAACACAAACCUUACAACAACCAUACACCAACAAUACACAAACCAUACACAAACCAUACACCAACCUAACACAAACCUUACACAAACCAUACACCAACCUAACACAAACCUAACACCAACCUCACAACAACCAUACACAAACCUAACACCAACCAUACACAAACCAUACACCAACCUAACACAAGCCUAACACCAACCUCACAACAACCAUACACCAACAUAACACCAACCUAACACCAACCAUACACCAACCAUACACAAACCAUACACCAAUCUCACAACAACCAUACACAAACCUAACACCAACCAUACACAAACCAUACACCAACCUAACACAAACCUAACACCAACCUCACAACAACCAUACACCAACCUAACACCUACCUAACACCAACCAUACACAAACCAUACACCAACCUAACACAAACCUAACAACAACCAUACACCAACCUAACACCAACCUUACAACAACCUUACACCAACCAUACACCAACCUUAAACCAGCUAUACACCAAUCUUACACCAACCUUACACCAAUCUUACACCAACCUUAAACCAACCUUACAUCAACCAUUCAAUAACCUUAUAAUCAGCAGCCGACCCAAGAGUUAUCUCAACACCCACAAGCACUACAUAUAUAGACACUACGUAGCCCUACAUAAGCACUACAUAAACACUACAUAGCACUACAUAAACCCUUGAUUGUGUGAUUAUGUCAGACCGUCAGUCAGAAGCAGGGCUACCCAACAGAAAGGGCAAGUAACAAGUGGUAAUUGGAAUUGAACGCUACGGUUUUAUAAGCAAAACAGAAGCCUCUUUAAGAGGUGGAAAAUCAUUCCUUUUGCCAUGGAAGUAAUUCACUCGCUGGUUUGUACCUGGUGAAAGAAGGUUUAGAGGUUGUUUUAGCUUACUUUACCCUGACUGUGUAUCACCACUGAGACAACCACAAUCCUCCCAAACACUGACUCUCAACUCUCAUGGUUGAUUACUGGUUAUUAUGCACCGCGGGGCCAACGUUCGGUAGCGAAACGUCGGCGAAUGUUGCAGAUAGAAAUGCCACAAAUAGAGCAGAAGUGAUUCCUUAUUCUACAUGUCAGAGACGGGGGUUUUGUUCUACGUGGCAUAUUUCUGUCUGAAUGUUACAAAACGUUGCGUCCUGCUGAACACGCCCCCUGGGUUUUUAAUUUGCCGUUGUGCCCGAUGUUAGCCUGAUUAAAUCAGAUUGACUUCUGUUCUCAAAUGUUGAGUGGCUAUACUGAGGUGUUGUUAAUUAAGAUAUUACGCAGUUAUUACACAGUCCAGACGUGUUAUUACACAAGUCCAGAGGUGUUAUUACACAGUCCAGACGUGUUAUUACACAGUCCAGACGUGUUAUUACACAAGUCCAGAUGUGUUAUUACACAGUCCAGAGGUGUUAUUACACAGUCCAGACGUGUUAUUACACAGUCCAGACGUGUUAUUACACAGUCCAGACGUGUCAUUACACAAGUCCAGACGUGUCAUUACACAAGUCCAGACGUGUCAUUACACAAGUCCAGACGUGUCAUUACACAAAUUUCAUUGCUUUUUGCACACUAUCCACCCAUUUCUUGUUGACCUGUCAUACAUAACUGAGCAUGAGUUAUAAUUAUACAGUCCAGAGGUGUUAUUACACAGUCCAGAGGUGUUAUUACACAGUCCAGGUGUGUUAUUACACAGUCCAGAUGUGUUAUUACACAGUCCAGGUGUGUUAUUACACAGUCCAGAGGUGUUAUUACCCAGUCCAGAGGUGUUAUUACACAGUCCAGAGGUGUUAUUACACAGUCCAGAGGUGUUAUUACACAGGCCAGAUGUGUUAUUACACAGUCCAGAGGUGUUAUUACACAGUCCAGAGGUGUUAUUACACAGGCCAGAUGUGUUAUUACCCAGUCCAGAGGUGUUAUUACUCAGUCCAGAGGUGUUAUUACACAGUCCAGAUGUGUUAUUACACAGUCCAGAGGUGUCAUUACACAGUCCAGAUGUGUUAUUACACAGUCCAGAUGUGUUAUUACACAGUCCAGGGGUUUUAUUACGUGUUACUACACAGUCCAGACGUGUCUUAGUCUUUAUGUCGUAAAACUCAGAAGCUACAAGGUGAUUAUUUUAUUACAUUAUUUUAUGGUUUUUAUUACAGUGUGAAGGCUGUAAUUGUUGACGGUAUUGUUCAAAACUUUUAAUUCACACUGUUCAACUUUAUUUUAAGCACACACGUCUUGUUCUCAAAUAUCUAGAUGGAAAACCAGAGAUGUUCUGUCAUGUCUAUCUAGUAUUUAGUAUUUAAUCUCUUGGCUUUUGGCGACAGAGAUCCAUAGAUUCACAAUCAGUUAUUUUUACUAUGACGUUCUAUUGUGUUAAACUAGUUUUACCUUGUUUACUUUGCUGUUUGAAAGUCUUGUUGCCAUGACACCAGUAUUACUGUCCUGUGUCCUACCUGUAGUCACAUCAGUAUUACUGUUCUGUGUCCUACCUGUAGUCACACCUGUAUUACUGUCCCGUGUCCUACCUGUAGUCACACCUGUAUUACUGUCCUGUGUCCUACCUGUAGUCACACCUGUAUUACUGUCCUGUGUCCUACCUGUAGUCACACCUGUAUUACUGUCCUGUGUCCUACCUGUAGUCACACCUGUAUUACUGUCCUGUGUCCUACCUGUAGUCACACCUGUAUUACUGUCCUGUGUCCUACCUGUAGUCACAUCAGUAUUACUGUCCUGUGUCCUACCUGUAGUCACACCAGUAUUACUGUCCUGUGUCCUACCUGUAGUCACACCUGUAUUACUGUCCCGUGUCCUACCUGUAGUCACACCUGUAUUACUGUCCUGUGUCCUACCUGUAGUCACACCUGUAUUACUGUCCUGUGUCCUACCUGUAGUCACACCUGUAUUACUGUCCUGUGUCCUACCUGUAGUCACACCUGUAUUACUGUCCUGUGUCCUACCUGUAGUCACAUCAGUAUUACUGUCCUGUGUCCUACCUGUAGUCACACCAGUAUUACUGUCCUGUGUCCUACCUGUAGUCACACCUGUAUUACUGUCCUGUGUCCUACCUGUAGUCACACCAGUAUUACUGUCCUGUGUCCUACCUGUAGUCACACCAGUAUUACUGUCCUGUGUCCUACCUGUAGUCACACCUGUAUUACUGUCCUGUGUCCUACCUGUAGUCACACCUGUAUUACUGUCCUGUGUCCUACCUGUAGUCACAUCAGUAUUACUGUCCUGUGUCCUACCUGUAGUCACAUCAGUAUUACUGUCCUGUGUCCUACCUGUAGUCACACCUGUAUUACUGUCCUGUGUCCUACCUGUAGUCACACCAGUAUUACUGUCCUGUGUUCUACCUGUAGUCACACCUGUAUUACUGUCAUGUGUCCUACCUGUAGUCACACCAGUAUUACUGUCCUGUGUCCUACCUGUAGUCACACCUGUAUUACUGUCCUGUGUCCUACCUGUAGUCACAUCAGUAUUACUGUCCUGUGUCCUACCUGUAGUCACACCUGUAUUACUGUCCUGUGUCCUACCUGUAGUCACACCAGUAUCACUGUCCUGUGUCCUACCUGUAGUCACACCUGUAUUACUGUCCUGUGUCCUACCUGUAGUCACACCUGUAUUACUGUCCUGUGUCCUACCUGUAGUCACACCAGUAUCACUGUCCUGUGUCCUACCUGUAGUCACACCUGUAUUACUGUCCUGUGUCCUACCUGUAGUCACAUCAGUAUUACUGUCCUGUGUCCUACCUGUAGUCACACCUGUAUUACUGUCCUGUGUCCUACCUGUAGUCACACCAGUAUUACUGUCCUGUGUUCUACCUGUAGUCACACCUGUAUUACUGUCCUGUGUCCUACCUGUAGUCACACCAGUAUUACUGUCCUGUGUUCUACCUGUAGUCACACCUGUAUUACUGUCCUGUGUCCUACCUGUAGUCACACCAGUAUCACUGUCCUGUGUCCUACCUGUAGUCACACCUGUAUUACUGUCCUGUGUCCUACCUGUAGUCACACCUGUAUUACUGUCCUGUGUCCUACCUGUAGUCACAUCAGUAUUACUGUCCUGUGUCCUACCUGUAGUCACACCUGUAUUACUGUCCUGUGUCCUACCUGUAGUCACACCUGUAUUACUGUCCUGUGUCCUACCUGUAGUCACACCUGUAUUACUGUCCUGUGUCCUACCUGUAGUCACACCUGUAUUACUGUCCUGUGUCCUACCUGUAGUCACACCAGUAUUACUGUCCUGUGUCCUACCUGUAGUCACACCUGUAUUACUGUCCUGUGUCCUACCUGUAGUCACACCUGUAUUACUGUCCUGUGUCCUACCUGUAGUCACACCAGUAUUACUGUCCUGUGUCCUACCUGUAGUCACACCUGUAUUACUGUCCUGUGUCCUACUGUACCUGUCCUCUGUCCUACCUGUCCUCUGUCCUACCUGUAUGUUCUGUUUGAAAGUUCCUUUUUGUCUGUGUUACAUAGAAAACACAAUAUGUUACAUGUAAACACCACACGUUAUCAUGGACAGAUCGCUUUUUGUAAGAUCAUUAUUUGAUACACUUUAGUGUCUAUGUCAAUACACACAAACUUUUGAACACUUGAGCAGUAUCAGUAAAAUGUUUUUUAAACACUAAA